Messenger RNA from Papilio xuthus (Asian swallowtail), 3723 nucleotides. RefSeq lists its product as uncharacterized. The coding region runs from base 89 to 3442 and encodes 1117 amino acids. Gene Ontology annotation, molecular function: histone H3T3 kinase activity. Gene Ontology annotation, biological process: intracellular signal transduction; mitotic cell cycle. Lineage: Eukaryota; Metazoa; Arthropoda; Insecta; Lepidoptera; Papilionidae. The transcript has 9 exons. The record is from RefSeq and is a predicted model, not a curated record. Gene Ontology annotation, cellular component: nucleus; cytoplasm.
AUUUUAGUUAAUACUUCGUAAUAUUUAUUGUGUAAAAUAAUUAACAAUUGCUUACUUAGAUUUAAUGAUAACUAAUUAGUAGCCAAGAAUGAGACGGACCUACAGAUCUAAGAAAGAUGAUGGUAGCAUAGACCAUAAAAAAUUAAUCUCAAGAAUAGAUGGCCGAAGUUCGGCUUUCGACGCAUUUUACAUUCACAAUAUAAAAUUAAACAAAAAAGAGAUUUCUUCUUCGGCCUGUUCCAAUCAAAUUAAUUUGCCUUCUAAGAAGAUACGCAAAAGAAAAUACGUGAAGCGAAUAGUUAAUGAUGGCUCACAACGGAAGUUACCCCAUCCUGGUGAACCAGAGUCCCAGUCGGUGCUCCUCACGCCGGACAAAUCCAUACACGUGAACAAAGCUCCAGAUCAAUUCGAUUUGCUUUUGAGAUCAUCCCCCACAUUCACAAAGAGUCCUAUUUUAGUACAUAAAUUAAGUGAAAGUCUUAACAUUAAUAGGAAGACAAAAUAUAAUUGUUCUGUUGAUUGUGCAGAUUGGGAUAAUGUAAAUGCAAUUAAAGUAAAAUCCUCGUGUAGUAACACUUCUGAUGUUAAAUCUCACAAAUUGAUAGUUGAAGUAGAAGAUACUAGUGAAUGUAAAUGUCAUGAUGAAUCCAUCAGAAGAAUAGUAAAACACAUGCCACUUCUUAAUAACAUCAACAAUCCUCAUUUGAAAAGUAUUAAGAAUAACCAUAGACUCACUGCCACACAACAAAACUCUCCAGCAGCAGCAAAUUCUCCACUUUGUAGUACCCCAUUCCAGCUUAAACAUAGAUGUCAAUCUAUCUUUAAUAUAUCACCAAUCUCUAUAAAUUUCAAGGAUAGCCCUAAAGUGGUGAUGAAUACUUUUAAAGCAAGUAGCUCAGAUGAUGAAUAUGAAAACAAAUCCCAAUGUGAAACAUCUGUUAAAAUACAGUCCUUGAGAGUUACCAAUGUUAUAAAUUGUGAAGGAAAUCAGGCAGCAAGCAAGGAUCUCACAAUUGUCCAGCAAAAAAGCUUAAGCUUAGAGAGUGAAAUUCUUCACACAUUAUCAACAUCUGAAGUAGAACCAUGUUAUGGAUUUGCUAAGCCGUCAGAGCCUGAUUACAACACAGACAUUGUUCACAUUCCUUUUUAUCUCAAAAAUCAAUCAAAUGACAUUUUUGUAUCCAAAAAAUCUCCAGAUCGGUCUAUGUCAGAACUUAAAAAUAUGCAAAUUGAACAAUUUGAAAGUGAAGUUUCAUGGUGUGCCAAAGAGUGCCUUCUAUCUGAUUCUUCUUUACUCAAUGAAAAAUUAAAUACAAUUGAACAAUGUACAUCUAAAAAUAGUAGCUGUAUCACCAGUGAAACUAAUCUUCUUAAUGAUAAUCAUUUUUCAUUUAAGCCUAAUCUGGUAGUUGCUUUAGAAAAAAUGGAUGAUUCCCUGUUUCGUAAAUAUUACAAGAAGUAUAAAAGUUCAGAAACCAUUAGACACCAAUUUAAGGUUUGUAAUGACCAUACUAACUUUGAUCUAAAAGAUAAUCUAGUGAUAUCAAGUGCCUCCUACAACACAGAUUGUGGCAAUAACUUCGAGGUAAACGAAAACCAAAUUGAGUUAUCAAAUGCUUCAUACAACACAGAUUGUGGAUAUAACUUGGAGGAAAAAGACACACUUAAUGAGUUGUCAAACAAUUCAUACAACAAGAAUUGCAGCUAUAAUAUGGAAGAAAAAGUGAAUCUUAAUGAGUUAUCAAACAAUUCGUACAACACAGAUUGUGGCAAUAAUGUGGAUGAAAAAGACAUCCUUAUUGAGUUAUCAGACGAUUCAUACAACACAGAUUGUGGCAAUAACUUCGAGGUAAACGAAAAUCAAAUUGAGUUAUCAAAUGCUUCGUACAACACAGAUUGUGGAUAUAACUUUUAUUCUAUGGAUAGUCUUUCUCCAGAAAAUUGUUAUCAAGGAUGUAAACAAACACUUGAAACAAAUAAAAGCCCGAAGCAAGAUGCAGGGAUAAGUUAUGUAACUACCAGGCGGCGACAUGAAGCUAACAACUCAGUUAUAAUUUUACCCGAUACCUCUUUUGGCAGUUGUAGUGUCAAACAAGAUCUGAGUGCAAUUGUUGAUAACAUACAUGAAUUAGCUAAAAACGAGAAAAGUUAUGUUGCAUCGGAAGAAUAUGUUGAAAGUGGAAUUGUGCCAACAAGCAAUGAGUCUGUUACUGACAAUAUUAUUUCAAAGCAUGAAGAUAUUUUGUUGCGAGAUGAAGUUCCCGACUGGAGCAAUGUAACAUGUGAACAAGAUAGCAGGAAGUUGACAAAGUGUGAUAUUGUUAGUGGACCAAAAGUAGCAAUUGUACUGCAGCCCGGAAAGAAAUGGGAACGAUCAUUGAGUAUUUAUAAAAGAAUGACGACAAUAGCAGACACCAAGCAUUCUCUUCUAGACUAUGAAGAAACAGAAAGUAAAGGCAGAAAGUAUAGACAAAGUGUGAUUGACACCAUGCAAAUGCAGAAAUCGAUUUGUUCCCUUCAUAAUGAACCAAUUAAUGGUCGGAGAAGUACAUUUAUUUGCAAACCUAGCAGGUCUACAAUAAAACUUGUAAAAGAGAACGGCAAUUCGCGGGCGAGUUUGUGUCCGACUACAGCUUACGAAGACUUAAAAGGAUUUCUGUCCGACGACUGUGAUGAUACAAUCGUCGAUUUAUCAAAAUUGUCCAUCGGUGAGUCGGUGCAUGAAGUGACUGUGGUUGAAAAUCUCCAUGAGGCGAGUCGCAUAGCCACCGCUCGCGACUACGUGCUGCGCCGCUGCAACCAGACCGAACCCCUGCUCUUUGAUGAAUGCUAUCCGGACACGGCCCUGAAGAACUGCCACAAGAUCGGCGAGGGUGUGUAUGGUGAAGUGUUCCUGUGGCGGGCGCGUGACGGGGAAGCACGUGUGCUCAAGGUCAUCCCCAUUGCGGGAGAUAUCAAAGUCAAUGGCGAGCCACAGAAGGGCUACGACGAAAUUAUCUCUGAAAUUGUGAUUGCUAUGGAAUUGAGCGCUCUGCGCGCUCCCAUACCAGACAUUGAGAAACGCUUGGAUGAAGGAAAAGAGCUCGACUCCUUGGAUUUACUCUCUGUAGAGAACGCCACAGACAUUUUUAACGAGGUGCUAGCUGUGCGGUGCGUGCGCGGCGCGUACCCGGCGCGCCUGCUGGAGCUGUGGGAGCUGUACGACGAGUGCCACGGUUCAGACAACGAUAACCCCGGCGCGCUGCCGACCCACCAGCACUACCUCGUGCUCGAGCUGCGCAACGCCGGCCGCGACCUCGAGAGCUACAGCUUUACCGGCGCCGACCAGGCGUACGCCGUGCUGCUGCAGGUGAGCGCGCGCCCCCUGCCCCCGCCCCCACACCACACCACGCAGCGCGCCCGUGCGGAAGGUGAGCGAAUCUCUAGUGCAAGUUGCAAGUAGUCUUGACUAGAUUUUCACUUAUCCUCUGCGCCGGCCGAUCCACAUACUCAAUGUUGCAGAGUAAUGUUAUUUUUUUUUUUUUAUGUGCAUGAUUUACUUGUAAGUUCUAAUUGUAUUAUUGUUAUUGUGUGCUUAAAUACAAAUUAAUCGCUUGUCUCUUUAAACUGCUCAUGCGACUAAUUGAAAGUAAUUCCAGCCGCUUAACAUAUUGUGUUGAGGACAAGACAUUGUGAAUAUAUCUGUUGUGUUACCACAUUCAUUGCUCUGUGCUCCCCGAGCUG